AUGCCACCGAAGGUACACCAUACUCCCAAGGCAGAGCCCAUCAUCAGCACUGAUAAGGUAGAUUCCAAAGCAUGUUUAAUACAUCAACGUACCAAGAUCCAGAAUAGAGUAAGCACGAUAAGCCGAACGCUGGAGGAAGCAAAUAACGAUCCCACAAUUGUUGAGGUUACCCCUUCCGAUGAAAUUGAAGAUGAAGAUGAAGCGCUGGACAUUUUCGACGCUUUUCAUACGGACACGCUUUCUUUAAUUGAGCACCUCGUCGAAAACCUUUCUCCUGCUGCUGUUCGAGAUAUAAGUUCUUCCGCAACCAUUCAACAGCAAUCACUUAGAGCUCCAGUUCCCACUUUUGAUGGGAAGGUGGAAAAUUGGCCGAAAUUCCGAACAAUGUUUGAAGACAUUAUCGGGCGUAGUUGUAAUUCCGAUGCAGUAAAGUUACAUCACCUUGAUAAGGCGCAGAUAGAUGAUGCUUCUGGAUUAAUUACGGCAAAAAUGAUAGUUGACAAUAAUUUUCAACAAACAUGGAAGCAGCUGAGCGACCAAUUUGAAAACCCAAGAGUAAUCGUCGAUACUCAUCUUGAAGGACUGCUCGAGAUGAAACCGAUGACCAAACGCAACCAUAAGGAUUUACUCGAGCUACUAAAAACAUUUAACCGACAUGUUGGUGGUCUCGAGUACCAAGGACUAGUAGUUGAUGAACUUUCUGGUCUUAUUCUCACGAAGAUACUUACCACGCGAUUAGAUGAACAAACUCUUCAACUGUGGGAGAGAACCCAGCAACAUGCCAAAUUGCCCAAAUAUGAAGAAACCGCACUGUUUUUACGAAACGAAUGCCAAGUUUUGGAAAGGUUCCAAAAUCGGCACCAGAUUACAACAAGAGAAGCCGUACCAAAACAGCAAUCCAGUUCAAGAACACUCAAUCAAAAAUCACAUGCUGUAACUACUGUCACUGUUGUAAGUUCCUGUCAGGUAUGUGGCGGCAACCAUCGUCAUUUUGAGUGCCCAGAGUUCAACAAACUGUCAACAACUCAACGAAUUGAGAAAGUGAAGGUGCUGAACAUUUGUUUCAAUUGCCUUCGGUUCGGUCACAGGUCAUUGGACUGCUCAUCAAAAAAAUCCUGCUAUCGCUGCCAUAAGAGACAUCACACUUUACUACAUGAAGAGAGUGUUUUUAAAGAAGCCCCACCAUCAAGCCAGACUCCAGAUCCAAUGUACAAAACCGGCAAGGACAGUUUGAAGUAUCCGCAAACUGUUGUAGUUUGCAGUAAUUCUAAUUCCAAAACCGUGAUGCUUAUGACUGCUGUUGUGCUAAUCAAGGAUCAGUGUAAACGGACAAUACCAUGUCGAGUUCUAUUGGAUUGUGGUUCGCAAAUAAAUUUCAUUUGCAAGACCUUGGCAGAUCGUUUGAAGUUUGAAAAACAGGCUGUGUAUGUUCCUAUUGCUGGAAUUGGAGGAGCCAAAGCUUGUGCCAAGGAAAAACUAGUGGUGAAGGUGGAAUCCAGAUUAUCCGAUUUCACAACAUGCAUCGAAUGCUUAGUGGUUCCCAAAAUUACCGGACCUAUUCCAUCUGCCAAAAUCGAUAUUUCUUCGUGGCUAAUCGACGUUAAUCUACCUAUGGCAGAUCCAAAAUUUAACAUCCCUUCAGAUAUCGACAUGCUAAUCGGUGCUUCACAGUUUUUGCGGUUGCUGAAAACAGGUCGAAUGCAGUUAAAGAAUCAUUUGCCAGAACUUCAAGAAACACACUUCGGAUGGGUAGUUGCAGGUGAUUUCGACGGUGCAAUUACUUCUCAGCAGUGCUUAGUAUCCACAACCGACUCCAUUUCCGAUAUUCUUUGCCAAUUUUGGGAGCUGGAGGAAAUUGCAGAGUCUGCUACUUUAAGUUUCGAGCAAGAUGAGUGCGAAAAAAUAUGCCAAUCCAGUCAUGCUCGAGACGUGACCGGUCGUUAUAUGGUUAGUUUACCGUUUCGAGAUUCUGUACAGGAGUUGGGAAACAAUCGUAGCUUGGCUAUGCGAAGAUUCCUUGCGUUGGAAAGAAGAUUUCGAAAAAAUCCUGUCUUAAAGCAGGAAUAUUGCAAGUUUAUCGAGGAAUACGAGCAGCUAGGUCAUUGCCAAGAAGUGGUUGAAUCUGAUGAUGAUAUCAGUUGUAGCGGUUAUUAUCUGCCGCAUCAUGCUAUUUUCCGCCUAUCAAGUUCAACUACCAAAAUUCGGGUUGUCUUUGACGCUUCUGCCAAAUCAUCGCGAGCUGAGAAGUCAUUGAACGAUGUUCUACAAGUCGGAGCAACACUUAAGAGUGACAUUUUCAGCAUUCUACUACGGUUUCGAAAACAUCAAGUGGUGUUUACUGCCGACAUUACAAAAAAGUACCGGCAAAUACGCGUUAUACCCGAGCAUACAAGGUUUCAACGAAUAUUUUGGCGUUCAAACCCAGACGACCCUCUUCGUAUUUUGGAACUUACAACAGUUACCUAUGGGACAUCCGCAGCUCCUUAUUUGGCUACCCGAUGUUUAAUGCAGCUUUGCGAAGAUGAAGGCGAUUCAUUCCCACUCGCUGAACGAAUUAUCCGUCUAGAUUGUUACGUAGAUGACGUCAUUUCAGGUGCGAAUACUGUAAGAGAGGCGAUUGAAUGUCAAUCUCAAAUACAGCAACUACUCGAGCGAGGUGGUUUUCCUAUUCACAAAUGGUGUUCCAAUGCCAUAGAAGUUCUCAACCAAAUUCCCGAAUCCGAUCGUGAGAAAUUAGUGCAUCUUGAUAACAGUUCAGUUAACGUAACGAAAACAUUGGGUUUGAUGUGGAGCUCACAACAGGACGAAUUUGUGUUCAACGUCAAUAUUACCAACAGACAAGAAAACCCACAUACGAAGCGCUCGGUACUAUCCGAGAUUAGCAGGCUGUUCGACCCGCUUGGUCUCAUAUCUCCAGUUACCAUUAUUGCCAAAAUAAUUAUGCAGAGGAUUUGGAAAGCUGGACUCGCUUGGGAUGAUCCAUUAAAAGAAGAGUUAAUUGCGUCAUGGCUGCAAUUUCGUAAAUCUUUAUUCCAUGUUAACAGUAUAAAGAUUCCCCGAUGUACUAUAACUAGUGGUGUCAAAAAUAUCGAAUAUCAUGGUUUCUCAGAUGCAUCUGCUGCUGCAUAUGGUGCAGUCAUCUAUACUCGUUGCAUCCUGUCUGAUGGUACAAUUCGACUGAAUAUGCUGUGCAGUAAAUCCAAGGUAUCUCCGAUUGCAGAAAUGACUAUUCCACGUAAAGAAUUGCUUGGUGCUCGACUACUGUCUCGUCUAUUGGUGAAAGUCCUGGAUUCCUUCCAAUUAAAAAUAUCAGAUGUGAUUCUGUGGAGUGACAGUCAGGUAGUUCUAGCAUGGCUUCAAAAACCUUUAACAUCACUUGAAUUGUUCGUUCGAAACCGAGUAAUGGAAAUUGUAAAAAACACUCAAGGUUGCACAUGGAAUUACAUCAGAUCUAAACAAAAUCCUGCCGAUAUUAUGUCCAGAGGUCAACUGCCACUCGCUUUGAGUACAAAUGAGCUUUGGUGGAACGCGCCGAAGUUUCUAAGCAAAGCCGAUUACAAGUUGGAGAUUCCUGAUGAUAUUCCAGAUGAAGAUCUUCCAGAAUUAAGAAAGGUUCACCUUAUUGUGGCCCCUGUUGUCAACGAGGAAAAGUUACCUGUGUUCUCCAAGUUCAGUUCAUUCAGGAAAAUGCAGAGGGUUCUCGCGUUGGUGCUGCGAUUCAUCAGUAAUUGUAAAUUGAAAUCAUCGAAUGAACGAAGUUUGUAUCACUAUCUUACAAUCCAAGAACUUCGCUCAGCACUGCAUUUGAUUAUCAAGGUGAUUCAACACGAAGCUCUUGGUGACGAGAUUCAUCGUAUGAUGUCCAGAAGGCCGUACAAAAACAUUUCUUCUCUUGAUCCGAUCUACGACAAUGGCAUUUUGCCUGUUGGAGGAAGGCUUCAGAACUCUCGUUUGCCUUUCGAUAUGAAGCACCCAAUCAUACUUCCAAAACAUCCAAUUACCGAUCAACUCAUCCGGAAGAUCAUCUGUCAGAAAAAUAACCAGGAGCUGCAUCACAUGUUUCCGUUCGAACCCUAG
Molecule: messenger RNA, 4077 nt
Organism: Malaya genurostris
Lineage: Eukaryota; Metazoa; Arthropoda; Insecta; Diptera; Culicidae
Exons: 3
Coding region: 1-4077 (1358 amino acids)
Source: RefSeq, a predicted model, not a curated record